Molecule: messenger RNA, 2181 nt
Organism: Cutaneotrichosporon oleaginosum
Lineage: Eukaryota; Fungi; Basidiomycota; Tremellomycetes; Trichosporonales; Trichosporonaceae
Biological process (GO): mitotic sister chromatid cohesion
Source: RefSeq, a predicted model, not a curated record
AUGCCAAAGUCAUCAUCCGCAUCCCAGCGGAGUACCCCUCGCCCCUCUUCAACACCAACAUCAUCAGUUCCCGCUAAGCGCAAGUCGCAAGCGUCCCAACCGAAACCUCGUACACCACAACCACCGCCACCACCGUCGCACCUUCCUGCUCACCCCCCCACUUCCACAACACCGGCGGGAAGAGCCGUUCCCUCGCAAGUUCCCACCCCGUCCCCCGCGCCAGCGCCGCUGCCAGACGCCAUCCCCACUGGCCCGCUGCUCUUCCAUGCGGCGGUCUCUGCACAUCACAGCGCUACCUAUCACCUGCAGCAGGUCUUUGUCCCGCAGCACGUGCAGGACGGUGACAAGGGCGGGAUGAAGCGCCAAACCCCCUCGGGCGACGUCCUGUUCACUCACGACUCGGGGGCGCUCAACACCGCGCUGCGCCUCCUCGUCAUGGCGCUGGAUCUUCUCCGCACGGGCUUCUACCUGCCCAAUUUGUCUGACUCGGAACGCGCGGCUUUUGGCCUCGAGUUCGCGACUGUCGCAGCAAAGGUCCUCGCGACGGAGGAACCGGUCAAGAAGAUGCUCUCGAAGGAGGAGCUCGCGCGAGUGCACCUCAUCAUUGACCACAAGCGCCUCGCGUCUGAUGUGGAGGACGUCAUGACGAAGACGCUCGCCGCGGCACGAAGCCCCCACCUUAAACACUACCGCCAAGGCGUGGAGCUUGUGAGCGCUCGUCUCGCUUUCAUGAAAGACAAGGCGAACCAUGCGAAGCGGAUCAUCAAGCACGCGUUGGCGUCCACUCCCAGAGAAGAUGUUGCACACCGCUACAACCUCCACCUCCUUCACAUGAACCACCUCCUCAAGGCGGGCAACGUCGAGUUGUUACAGGUCGUUAAGGAGUUUGAGGCGGAUGCUGAGGCGCAAGGACACCAGGAUGUCGUCCUUCUAGCUCGCAUUAUUCGCAUACGGGCGCACUUUUCCUUGCGGCGCUGGGAUAACCUCCUGACCACUCUUGACGAGAGUGAGGCCCUUUUCGGUACUGACGAGGUGCACACCUCGGGCGAGCCGGCUACAUCGUCCUUCCGUCUCGUCCUGCUCAUGCACUUCCUCAAUAUGCGCGCCCUGCACUAUGGGCGAGCUGGUGACGACGUAAACGCCAAGAAGCAACUCAGCCGGCUGUAUCCCCUCAUGGAUGCUGCCAUCGACAAGGGCAAGCUGGCCGAGAUGCGCAAGUCCGGCGGAGUGAUCCCGUUGCGCACACCCGGCGGCUUGACGCAGCACAUCUUGGUCCAGUCAACGCCUGUCAAUGUGCUCUGGGCUUUGACUUACCUAACCUCGGUGGUCAGCCGACGCGACCUGCUGGGAACUGUCGAGCAGUGCAGGACUCUCAACCAUACUCGCGCGAUGCGCCAGUAUGAGGAUUUUGCUCGCCCCGAUGACUUGUGGGACUCUGGAUUCUCUUUUAGACACGGGGUCGCAGACGCGCUGGAACUUCGGCACAAGAUCAACAAGAUCCGUGCGGAAAUGUUGAUGGAGGAAGCUCUCGCAUUCGUGUGCCGGAGCUCUUUCGAGCAGGUCAAACCCAUCAUGACCAAGACUGUCAGCAUACUGCACGACAACAACCUGUUCCUCACUCAUUCCCACCAGCUGGCCCUGCUCUACGGACACAUCAUGCACUCCAUCGGCCUCCCUGACCAGGCCGUGCGUUACUACCGAGCGGCGCAGAGCCUGCUCGUCGCGGGGUCGGAGAUGCGGCUCAUUGUCGACAUCAACCUCAUGGCUGUGCAGGGCGGCUUCUCAAACCUUCAUUCAGAUCUUGAUCGCGCGACCAAGGUGAACGUCAUGGCAGACCAAUGCAGGGCUGGCACCAACGGCGCUUUGAAUGCUGUGGGCUUCUUCCUCCUCAGUCUGACUGAUCAUGAACGCGUAUCCUCCAAGCGAAAGCUCACAUUCGCGUAUGAAGUGUGCCGGAGAGGCAAACUCAAUGUGCUCUACGCGCUCAUCUUCGCUUUCACCACCGCCCAACACCUGUUCGGUGACCGCGAUCGCCAGCUCAAGCAGCUGGAGUCCGGCCGAGACAUCGCAAGACUUCUCGGCGGGAAGGACCGAGCAGACGGCUGUGGUCUACUACCACUAGGCUUGUGGUACAACACAAAGCUGCGAGGUAGGCUCAACAGUUUGCCAACACUGACAUGA